Messenger RNA from Zootoca vivipara (common lizard), 21601 nucleotides. It is a transcript of the gene ABTB3, whose product is annotated as ankyrin repeat and BTB domain containing 3. Gene Ontology annotation, molecular function: protein heterodimerization activity; structural constituent of chromatin; DNA binding. Gene Ontology annotation, cellular component: nucleosome. Lineage: Eukaryota; Metazoa; Chordata; Lepidosauria; Squamata; Lacertidae. The record is from RefSeq and is a predicted model, not a curated record.
GAGGAGAGAAGGCUUGGAGAGCCUGUGGAUCCCACUACGAAUUCCAAAAAGAAGAGAGGGGGAGGGAGUGACACUUCUCCGCCGCUGCAACCGCGAGGGGAGAGGGAGGGGUGGAUGGGAGAAAGGUAGCAAUGAAAUUAGCAUCGGCGCUCCCAUUGGAUCUCUCUGCGUGCGAUUUGCAUUAGCCUCGCCUCUUCUCCCAGCCGCCCCUCCCGCCCCUGCCGUUCUUUGGUUGGCUUGGGUUUUGCGGGCUAGUGCAGUGCAGGAGUCAGGGAACCGAGGAGGAGAGAAGCACCCGAGGCUGCUAGCGCUGCUGCUGCUGCCCUGCUGCCGCCAGGAGUUGGGGAAGAGACCCAGGGACCUCCGACGCCGCGAUCCUUUGGCCUCUCUCUCUCUCUCUCUCUCUCCCUCUAUGCCUGUGCGCAUCGCGUUUGCGGGUGGUGGCAUUUCUUUAUUUUGAUCGUGAAGGAGCUGCUCUUUGCGCGUGCCAAAGCGAGGAAGCUGCGAAAUAAGUACGUGAGAGAGGCGGAGGAGGAGGAGGAGGAGGGCGCAGGUCUGUUACUUUCUCUUCUCAAAGUUUCCUGCUGGUGCAGUAUGAAGUGCAGCGAUGGCAAGGAGAGGUAAGACGGUGGUGAGGACGCUGGAAGAUCUGACCCUCGACUCGGGUUAUGGUGGUGCGGCAGACUCCGUCCGGUCCUCCAACUUGUCUCUGUGCUGCUCCGAUUCCCCCCACGCGGCUCACCCCUAUGGAGGAAACGGCUGGCAGCAUCUAACUGACUCGAUGCACAGUAGACACAACAGCUUUGACACCGUCAACACUGUCCUGGUGGAAGACUCCGAAGUGCUGGACUGCGCCGACCAGCACUGCUCCAGGCUGCUGCCUGACCUUGAGGAGGUCCCCUGGAGCCUCGACGAGGUGGAGGCGGUUCUCCUCCUCCUGCAGCGCAAAGAGGCCAGGGGGCCGGUGGGGGUGGGCGCCGCCGCCAGCUCCAGCAGCGUCGCCAGCUCCACCACCACCAUCAGCAGCAGCAGCGGUGGCGGCGCCCCCCCUUCCAAAGAUGCCCUGGCCAGACUGUCCACCUUGGUCAGCCGGGCGCUCAUCCGGCUGGCCCGGGAGGCUCAGCGCCUGAGCCUGCGCUUCGCCAAGUGCACCAGGUACGAGGUGCAGAGCGCCAUGGAGAUCGUCCUGGGCUGGAGCCUGGCUUCCAGCUGCACGGCGGCCGCCCUCGGCGCGCUGUCGCUGUACAACAUGAGCAGCAGCGGCGGCGACCGCUUCAGCCGAGGCAAGUCGACCCGCUGCGGCCUCACCUUCUCGGUGGGCAAAUUCUACCGCUGGAUGGUGGACAGCCGGGUGGCCGUGCGCAUCCACGAGCACGCCGCCAUCUACCUGACCGCCUGCAUGGAGAACCUCUUCCGAGAGAUCUACGCCAGGGUCCUGCAGCUGGGCGCUGGGGCCGCCGCGCCACAGCACCACCCCCAGCACCACUCCCAGCACCUGCACCACCUCCAGACACAACAGCACCCAAACAAUCCCCCUCAGCUGCCGCCGCCGCCACAACACCACCACAGGGGUCAGUGCUCUGGCGCUGCCUCCGCCGCCGCCGCCGCUCUGCCUCCUUCGGCUUCUGGAGCCGCUCCUGCCGCUGCUUCGGACAACAAGGACCGAGAGAGCAGCGGCAGCAGCAGCGCUGCCGUCGCCGCCGCCGCCGCCGCCAACAACAACAACCACCACCACCACAGCAACGAAGCGCCAAAGUUUACGCUGGAGUCCCUGGAGCAGACGGUCAACAACGACUCGGAGCUGUGGGGGCUGCUGCAGCCUUACCAGCACCUCAUCUGCGGGAAAAACGCCAGCGGUGUCCCUUGCUUGCCAGAAAGUUUGAAUCUUCACAAAGACCAGCAAAGGUCAAAUAAGCCAGGGGAAGUCCAGAUGUUUAGCCAAUCAGAGUUACGGACCAUAGAGCAAUCUUUGCUUGCAACGCGUGUGGGAAGUAUUGCAGAACUCAGCGAUCUGGUGUCUCGAGCAAUGCAUCACCUGCAGCCACUAAGUGCGAAGCAACACAGCAACAGCACCCCCAUGCACCACAAGCAGGGGUCGCUCUACUGGGAACCGGAGGCUUUGUACACGCUCUGUUAUUUUAUGCACUGCCCGCAGAUGGAAUGGGAGAACCCGAACGUGGAACCCUCCAAAGUGACGCUACAGACGGAAAGGCCUUUCAUUGUGCUGCCACCUCUGAUGGAAUGGAUCAGAGUAGCUCUGGCUCAUGCAGGGCACCGUCGCAGUUUCUCCCUGGACAGUGAUGAUGUACGGCAAGCAGCCAGGCUUUUGCUACCAGGAGUUGACUGUGAACCUCGGCAGUUAAAAAUUGAUGACUGCUUCUGUGCUUCUCGGAAGCUGGAUGCAGUAGCCACAGAAGCCAAAUUCAAGCAGGACCUUGGGUUCCGAAUGUUGACCUGUGGCCGUACAGAUCUGGUCAAACAGGCCAUAUCUUUGUUGGGGCCUGAUGGAAUUAACAGCAUGAGUGAUCAGGGCAUGACUCCACUGAUGUACGCUUGUGUGAGGGGCGAUGAGGCCAUGGUCCAGAUGCUACUGGAUGCUGGAGCAGAUCUAAAUGCAGAGGUUGUCAGUACUCCUCAUAAAUAUCCAUCCGUCCACCCCGAGACCCGCCAUUGGACCGCUCUGACAUUUGCUGUGUUGCAUGGACAUAUUCCUGUAGUUCAGCUGUUGCUGGAUGCAGGAGCCAAAGUAGAAGGUUCUUUGGAACAUGGUGAUGAAAACUAUUCAGAAACUCCCUUGCAACUGGCAGCAGCUGCAGGAAAUUUUGAACUCGUUAGUUUGCUUUUGGAGCGAGGUGCUGACCCCAUGAUUGGAACCAUGUACAGGAAUGGCAUUUCCAUGACUCCUCAAGGUGAUAUGAACUCCUUUAGCCAGGCUGCUGCACAUGGACACAGGACUGAACAUGCGCAGCUAGCAAGAUCUAAACAUAUAAGGAACGUGUUCCGUAAGUUGCUUGCUCAGCCGGAGAAGGAGAAGAGUGAUAUCCUGUCCCUGGAGGAGAUACUGGCUGAGGGAACUGACUUGGCAGACAGUGCUCCAGCUCCUUUGUGCGCCAGCCGCAACAGCAAAGCCAGGCUUAAAGCUCUGAAAGAGGCUAUGUAUCACAGUGCUGAACACGGAUAUGUGGAUGUAACCAUUGACAUCAGGAGCAUAGGUGUCCCAUGGACUCUGCAUACAUGGUUAGAGUCCUUGCGAACUGCCUUUCAGCAACACAGAAGACCUCUCAUCCAGUGCUUGCUGAAAGAAUUUAAAUCAAUACAAGAGGAAGAAUACACUGAAGAACUUGUCACACAAGGGUUGCCUUUGAUGUUUGAAAUCUUGAAGGCAAGCAAGAACGAAGUGAUUAGUCAACAACUGGCUGUCAUAUUCACUCAUUGCUAUGGACCCUAUCCUAUUCCUAAGCUUGUUGAAAUCAAACGCAAGCAGACAUCUCGUUUAGAUCCUCAUUUCCUUAACAAUAAGGAAAUGUCAGAUGUUACGUUCCUUGUAGAAGGAAGACCCUUUUAUGCACACAGAGUAUUAUUAUUUACUGCAUCCCCAAGGUUUAAAGCCCUCUUGUCCAGCAAACCUGCAUCUGACAGCACUUGCAUUGAAAUCAGUUAUGUGAAGUAUCCCAUUUUCCAGCUCAUAAUGCAGUAUCUGUACUAUGGAGGUGCAGAGUCACUUCUUAUUAAAAACAAUGAAAUAAUGGAGCUUCUGUCUGCUGCUAAAUUUUUCCAGCUUGAAGCAUUGCAACGACACUGUGAGAUCAUCUGUGCAAAAAGUAUCAACACAGAAAACUGUGUGGAUAUUUAUAAUCACGCCAAGUUUCUUGGAGUAACAGAACUAGCUUCCUACUGUGAGGGUUACUUUCUAAAAAACAUGAUGGUCCUCAUAGAAAAUGAAGCUUUCAAACAGCUGCUGUACGACAAGAACGGAGACUCGUCUGGCCAAAACGUACUACAAGAUUUGCAGAGGACGUUGGCAUCACGGAUCCAGUCGAUUCAUUUGUCAUCUUCAAAAGGCUCCAUUGUAUAAAGUUCAGGAAGAGCCUGAUGUUUCUGACCGGGGGGGGAGCGGGAAGCACUGCAAAUGAAAAUGUUGCUGGUGCAGUUUCUUAAGAGAAUAUAUACAACGCUAUUUUUUCCUAUGGGAGUAUUACAUUGCGGUUGUGGGCCAAAGGUGCUGUCACUUGCUUGAAACUUCCCCUGGGCAAAAGGUUAGGGUACAUGUGACUGCUAUGCAUUUUUGGAACUACAAGGAUAUAUUGCUGUUCAGAUUCUGAACGCGGAAGUGCUGUCAUGCAGCUAAUGCCAACUGAAGCUGGGCCAUGCACCCGUACGUAGCAGAAGCCCAUCCUAGACCAAGAAUGCCACGAAACUAUUAUUUGACAAAACCAACGCAUCAGGUUGUUUUUGUAACACAGUGUCAUACUUCUACUUCUUCUUCUUUUUGAGACCUGCACUCUUCUUGCCCCAUAGUCCAUUGUAUUGUGCAUUUGAGAAACAUAAGAUCUGGUAGUAUGGCGAAUUUUUAGUGGUGGGAACUUUUUUAAAUUGUUCAUUAAAAAAUGGGGUGGCCUUGCAGGGUUCCCUCCCACUUUAUUUUCUUAAGCUCCAAAUUUUGUUUUCAACAUAUUUGAGAAUGUAUGUUACAUGUUAAGUUUGGGGUUCAUUUUUUUCCCUAAUUUUUGUUUUUUUUAUGGUAAGAUGUACACUGUGUGAACAUACAUCUGAAAAGGUUCUGCGCAUACACUUUACUUUUAAAAGUGGUAUAAUCUUGCCCCAAUGGCUCACGGUUACACCAAAGAGGUGCAUUACCAAGGACUCAGUAGUUGGGGUGGGGGAAAUUGCAUGCUAACUGUGGUUUGGGGUUUAAAACAGCAAUGAAAUUUUAACAUGCAUUUGCAUGGUUACAGUACCUGUGAAAUGUUACGUUUGUGCUUAAUUUUGCCAAGAAAAAGAAAACAAUGCAAUGUUAGUUCUUUGUCAAACUUCAUUUGUGAAAUAUAUUUCAGAGUUUCGUUUUCUGGGGGUUCAUAGUUCCCAUGGAGAAUAAUUUUAGAGAAGAUGAUUUGUAGUUAUUAUAUGAGAGAGAUCAAUACUGGGUCAACAAUUCAUGAGAAAUGUUGGUAUUUUGCUACUGGGCAGAGGUUAUGAAGAAGAUGAUUUAUUUUAAUUAUAUAUUAAAUAUGUACUAUAGACUGAUUUCUUGCCGUAUAAUGAGAAUGUGUAGGUUAUGUGCUCAUGGAAGCCUGUAGCAGGCCUCAAGUUGUUUAGCAGCAUAUUUUUAGCAAGACGAACCUAUUAAGUGCCACACAGAUUCCUGACCAUUUAGUUUCCAUCACAAUGUUUAUCAAGGUACCUUUUCCUUGACAAAGUUGUGUCAAUUUGCUUGCCCUGCCUUGCCCCGCCCUGCCAUGCCCCUGGGGAAAUUAUGUCUGGUUCAUAAACUUUGGAAAUUUUCAUAAUGCCAGUUCAAAGUAAAUCCUAGGUCUUUUCUAUAAGGUGCUAAUUCACAUUGACAGAUUUUUUUAAAAUGUUCAGGAAUCCAGAUUUUUUUUAUAUUGGACAACAAGAAAAAAGGGGCUAUUCUGUGGCUCUAAAUGUCAAAUCCUCUUUUUUUUUGGUUUAUACCAUUCCUGCAGCAACACUGCAAACUUGCCUAAACUACCGGUAAUGUUACAGAGGCACAGCAUGGCAAUUAAAUAAUGGAGUAAUGCUCACCCCGGACCCAUUGUCUGUAAUGGGCAACUUGGCUUACUGUGAAUGUUUGCACUGCAGUGCUGACAGGGACAAUAACCUGACCAGUGUGAUUUCUGUUCCCUUGGGUGCUUCCUUUAUAUUUGCCGUGCUUCCUUGGUCACCGCAAACAGCCGUACACCAAGGGGGGAUGGGUUGCUGUAACCCUUCUAUGACAUUUGAAGGGCCUCCUGGGUAUUAACUGCUGAGCUGCCAAAUAGUGAGUGUUGGGGAUCAAUGCAGCAGGGAAAAGACUCUUGAAGGAUGUUUUUCCACAAGCAAUACCAAGAGUCAUCAUUUGUGAAUGUUGUUAAUAUGGGGAUAGUAAGCAGGGGUGUUUUGGUUUUUUUUUUCAUUGAAUGCAUGUUCUAUUCAAUGCAACUUGUUGUGCAAUUUUCAAAUGCCGAAAAGCAAUUUUAUGCUUUAUGGUAUGUGAUGCAAGGCCACGGUCCAAUUGUGGCUUCUUGUAGGCCAUCAUUCAGCAUUAACUACUUGUGAAAACAACCAGAGGCUAUUGCUACUCACAGACCGGUUCAACUCUAAUAUAAGGGGCAGCCAACCUGGCGGCCUCCAUACAUCAGUGGACUACAACUCCCAUCAGCCCUAGUCAGCAGGGCCUAUGGUCAAGGAUGAUGGAACGUGAAGUCUGCUGACAUCUGGGUGGCACCACUUUGGCUAGCCCUGACCUAAGGCAUACUUUUGUAGAUGAACUGGGUGGGGGAAUAGAGGGUUGUAUUCAACUAAGUCAGGCACCCCCAAACUGCGGCCCUCCAGAUGUUUUGGCCUACAACUCCCAUGAUCCCUAGCUAACAGGACCAGUGGUCGGGGAAGAUGGGAAUUGUAGUCCAAAACAUCUGGAGGGCCGAAGUUUGGGGGUGCCUGAUCUAAGUUUUUCCCAUGGCUUUUGAGUUCAUUGGGUCUGCUCUGAGUAGGACUAGCAUUGGGCUACAACCCAAGUUGUAGCCUUGGCUAUUAAUUUAGAGACUAUAUAGCACAAUGGUUUGGAUCUUAAGAUAACAGAAGAAAGCUAUUCCCUCCCAGCUGCCUGCACCCCAUCCUACAUUAUUCAUGAGGUCUCCUCCUUUGCAGAGGGCUGCAGGCAUGAGUGGAAAUCUAGCUCAAAAGGACAGAAGACCCCCAGCAGGUGAUAUGAAGCGGUGGUCAAAUUGGGGCCCCUUGCAACUCAAACCUACGCGUUAAGCACAUCAGCCAAGAGACAAGCCAAAUAAACAUAUGACUAUAUAAAAAAACCUGAGGUGUUCUAAAGUUUGCUGUAGUCUGUUGAAUGGUGUGAAUGUAUAUAAAAAUCUUUUGAUUAAAAUACCAUUUAAAAAUAACUGAAAAUUAAUUUUCUAGGUAUUUCAAUUUCAUUCUGUUAAGCUAACAGAAGUAAACGGUUAAAUGUGGGAAAACCUGACAGAAGUAAAAAGUUAAUACCGGGACCUCAGUAAUAGUUAAGUGGGCUGGGGCUGUGCUUUAAAAUAAGUAGGUAAGCUGCCUGUAAAGGUGAAUGGGAAACCUUCCUUGUGUGGAAUUUCCUUUCUUAGGAUUCCGAGCCAAUGAUGGGGUUGCAAAUGGAAAUGAUGACAAGAAGUGAUCGCUUCCUUGCUACAGCAACGCCUUCUACUUUUGGUUAUCCUUCCAGAUGUUUUUGCUGUGUUCUUCAAAAAGAAGAUUGAAACAGGUCUGCCAUUUCCCUCAAAUGUCUGAGCUUUACAGGUAUAUCAUUGUCAAUGCAUAUUGGAUUAGUGUCAUGGAAUCAAUUUAGGUAACCUCCCCUCCCCUCCUCUCUUCACUACCAUCCUCCUCACUUCUCCCUCUAAAUCUAAAAUCCCUCAGUGGAUUCCAUCCCUUAUAGCAGGCAUGUCCAACAGGUAGAUCGUGAUCUACCGGUAGAUCACUGGAUGUCUGCAGUAGAUCACUGGUAGAUCAUUGGCUCCCCCCAAAGAAGCUGAACAACUGUGGCUACCCUUAAAAAAGCUCAACAUUUUACCUCCUCCCUGAAAAAACUCAACAACUUUGACUUGAACCCCCCCCCCAAAAAAUUGGUCUUCCUCCUUCCUAAAAAAAGUUCAACAACUUUGACCUGAACCCCCCAAAAGGGGGCAGAUCACUGCCAGUUUUUAACUCUGUGAGUAGAUCGCAGUCUCUUGGGAGUUGGCCACCCCUGCCUUAUAGCAUUCAAAAAAGGGUCUUAAGGAUACAGUAUAUGGUUCCGAGUCGGUAAAGUAUUACAGUGCGAUCCCUAGAGGGCAUCAUGUGAGAGAGGCUGUGAUUUAGCUAAAACUAGAACACAAGCCUUGCUGGAUCAGGCCAGUGAUCAGUCUAGUCCAGCCUCCUGAUUCCACAGUAGCCAACCAGAUCCUGCCAGGAAGCCUAAAAGUGAGCCAUGAAGGCAGCCACCCUCCCACAUUGUAUACCCCCAGCACCUGGUGUUUAGAGGUGUACUGGUUCUGAAAGCGCAUACCCAUUUAGCUGCCCUAGUUUGUAGACUUUGACAGGAUUAUCUUCCAUGAAUGUGACUCAUUUUUCUAUUUGCUCAAUUACAUAAGUAUCAAGAAAUGAAUAAGCAAUCCAGGCACCUCCCCGCCCCCAAACAAGCCAUAUAAUCCUAGCUGCGGAUUGUUAUACACUUUAAAAUAAAAUAAAAUAAUUAAAGGUUUAUUGGCAUGAACACAUACAGAAUACAAUUUAAAUGAUGGAUAUGGCAAACGAAAAUAAAUGUAAAAGUAGAAAAAUAAAACACAGAUACAGAGGAGAGGUAAAAAAAAAGAAAUCAAAUCUAGCACAAUGAUAUGAAACAUUCUUUGUUUGAAAGAUCAACUGUUAUCUAUCCAGGUGGACUGUUUGCUGCAUCUUAAUGUUUAUAACCAAGUUUUAUAUCCGAUAUCUAAAUAUUUCUCUGACUUUCUGACUCACAGUUAAUAUUUCUAACAGACCCUUAUGCCUCCAAGAGCUGUGUAGCAAGUAUAAAUUCAGUGGGUGCAACCUUUACCCUAUGAUAGAGAUACAUAGCUAAGAAAGUCUGCACCUGCACCUUUUGACUAUAUCUUAAUUACACGGUUUGUAAAUGUUACCAUUUCAUCAGCUUCCAUUUAGCUCUUCAGCAGUGUGAUCCUACACCUGCCUGUUCCAAAGUAAGUCCCACUGAUUUCAUUGGGGCUUACUCCCAGGUAGGUGGGUAUAGGAUUGCUGCCUAACUCUUUUCACUAAUAAGUUGGUAGUUUUUCACUCUUCCCAGUUUUUCCUCAAAUUUCAUUUAGGCCUCUGCAGCCAGCUCCACAAUAAAACAACUCUCAUCAUCUUCCUUUUCUGUAAUUUAUUUAAAAAUGGUUAGGUAGAGAACUAUCCUUAGAUAUGAUUCUUAAAAGGUGAUAUUUUCUCUCAGGAGCCUAAAACAGGGCCUUCCAGGGGAGGGAGUGGAACCACACAACUUGUUCUGUAUUUCAGAACUUUUCUAUAUCCUUUUAUAAGAGCUAAUUCCCAUAUGUUUUCCAGUAGGAAAAUGAUCAGUUGCCUAAGGAUUAUACUGUGGUAGGCAAAGCCGUAUAGUGAAGUUUAUUACCCAUAGACUUGAAAAACUGAAACAGGAUCAUAGGUGGCCAUGUGUUUGUGCUGAAAACAAAAACAAAAAAAAUUAUUCGAAAGGAAUCAAAUCUGAAGCAAGAGAAGCAGGCUGAGGGCUGGAUACAGAAUGCUACAUGCACUGGACAAUUUUUUGAAAAGGAGACCAUGGUGACCUCGAAACAUUUUUGUCAAAGACAGGUGUAAUAUUUAUAGAGCAGUGAAGGCAGGCUUGGAAGGACCCUCACUGCAUUCAAUGCAGCUUUGUUUUGUUCUUUGCGGGGUCAAGGGGAAACAGCUAUGGCAAUGAAUUGGCUAGUUCCAAUGAUGUCACCAAAAUACAACCACAAUCCUGUAACUUUCUUUUUAAUAUGCUAACAGAGAAAUGUAUAUGCCAAUAAAGUUACAUGUGUGACAGACAGUUUAAAGAAUAAAAAGGCAGGCAGUCUGCAUGGAAACAGGGGAGGGGAAAACUGGCAAGCAAAUAACAAGGACAUUUUCUGUACAACUUUAUAAGCAAGGACACAGAACCUGCUGUGACUCCUCUUCAAAUGUUACAUCUGCCUUUGUUCUUAAAGAUGUGAAAUAGAUCAAGAGUUUCUAAUGGGCUCUAUGUGGGGCUACCUUUGAAGGUGACCCGGAAACUACAACUAAUCCAGAAUGCGGCAGCUAGACUGGUGACUGGGAGCGGCUGCCGAGACUAUAUAACACUGGUCUUAAAAGAUCUACAGUGGCUCCCAGUACGUUUCCGAGCACAAUUCAAAGUGUUGGUGCUGACCUUUAAAGCCCUAAAUGGCCUCGGUCCAUACCUGAAGGAGCAUCUCCACCCCCAUCGUUCUGCCCAGACAAUGAGGUCCAGCGCCGAGUGCCUUCUGGCAGUUCCCUUGCUGCGAGAAGCCAAGUUACAGGGAACCAGGCAGAGGGCCUUCUCAGUAGUGGCACCCACCCUGUGGAAUGCCCUCCCACUAGAUGUCAAAGAGAAAAACAACUACCAGACUUUUAGAAGACAUCUGAAGGCAGCCCUGUUUAGGGAAGCUUUUAAUGUUUAACAGACCAUUGUAUUUUAAUAUUUUGUUGGAAGCCGCCCAGUUGGAAACCCAUCCAGAUGGGCGGGGUAUAAAUAAUAAAUUACUACUACUACUACUACUACUACUACUACUACGGUAAAAAGGGAGAUUGGUAGUCGGGAGAUAUUUACAUCAAAUAUAGCCAUAGUUCCUGAAUAAGUCACUUAACUGUUAUUUAUGGGGGUUUAGUGGUUUCCCAUUUGUCCACAGUGCCUGUUACAGAAGAGUUUGCUCUCAUUCUGAUUACAGUGGUACCUCGCAAGACAAAUGCCCUGCAAGACGAAUUUUUCGCAAGACGAAUGCGUCUUGCGAUCUGAUGGUGACUCGCAAGAUGAAUUCGUUUUGUGAAAAAUUCGUGUUGCGAACCGCGGAUUCCCAUAGGAAUGCAUUGAAAUUUAAUUAAUGCAUUCCUAUGGGCAAAAUUCUUUAAAAAAUUCAAUGCAUUCCUAUGGGAAACCGCAAUUCGCAAGACAAUUUUUUCGCAAAACGAAUUGACUCACGGAACGAAUUAAAUUCGUCUUGUGAGGCACCACUGUACAACAACUAAUCCAGAGAUAGGGAAUCUCUGGCCCUCCAGAUAUUGUUUAACUGUAGCUCCAGUCAUCACUGUCCAUUGGCAUCCUCAUUGAGGCUGAUGGGAGCUGGAGUCCAGCAACAUCCGGAGGGCCAUAGGCUCACCAUCCCUGGCCAUAGAUGGAGGAAAUGGAAUAGGGACGUAGAGCACUUACCUUCUCAGGCUGCCAAGCCCCAACCUUGUGCCUGUUUUUCUCUGUUAGAGAAGUAGAAAGUGUUGCAUAUGGACAUCAACAUGAAAUGAAAAUUCAGCUUUAACUGAGUUUAAAUAGUUCCAUUGUGAGGCUGAUGUGAAUUUGUCUGAAUGUACUUUUCUGAUCAAAUUUGAUUGCCUUCAUUCAGGUCACAAUCUUUUAUCCAGUAAGCCCCAUUGAAUUCAGUGGGACUUACUUCUGAGUAGGCACAUAUAGGCUUGCAUUGUGACCUUUCUUCCCUUAGUACUGAUAUAUUCCUAUUGAAAGGUCUGUGGGAUCAUCAGCUACAUUCUCCUUAGCACUUUUCUGAAGCAUGCGCAGAGGAAUUCUUCAGUCUACUAAGAAAUAAUGCACAUGUAGAAGUAUACACUUGCUGGGGAGUAAAAGAGGAACAUGACUUUAUCAUUUUAUUUUGAUUUCUUUUUUAAAGUCACAUUUGAGCCUGAAAAUGACUGGGUUUGAAAAUGAUUGGGGCACCAAAGUACACCUAGUAAUGACAAUCCUAAAGCUAAAGUCCAGUAUAUAAUGUUAUAUUUUAGGAGCAUGCCCAAUAUACUGGUACAGUAUUUUAAAUUUACAUAUAGAAAUAUGAAGUGUGAACGCAACAAACACAAAUUAUAUACAGUGCAAUCCUAUACAUGUCUAUCCAAAAGGAAGCCCCAUUGAGUCAAUUGGGACUCACUCUCAAGUAAGUGGGUCUAGCACUGCAGUCAUAUGCUAAGCUAUCGGCUAACUGUACUCAAUGGUAACCCCAUGUUUGCCUCUCUGUGUUGGCCUGAAGCCAGAAAUGGAGUUUUUGGCCCUCCAGAGUUGGUGGGUUUCCAUCAGCCCCAGCCAGCCAAUAACCAGGGAUGGUGCAAACUCUAGUCCAGUCACAUCUGAAGGUCACAGGUUCCCUAUCCCUGCCUUGAGCUUUCAAGCCACUAAAAUCAAAUCCAAAGUUUGAGUCAUGGCAAUGUUUAUUCAUCCUGCAACCCUUCUUUGGGGGAUAAAUUAAAUAUCCGGCCAUUUAUUAUUCUAGGUUACUUAAAUGAAUCCUUUCUUUUUUUUACUUUCCAUUCAACUGUUAAAACACUCGCCGCCGCCCCCCCCCCCCUGCACACACAUACACCCUUGGCCAAAUACCGGUAUUCCCAUCUUGUGUUUUGGCUGCCCACAGGCCACAAGCCACUUAACAUUUGUGCCACUUCAAAGUAAACAGUCUGUGAACUGCAGCUGUUCUCUUUCUCAAUAGUGCCAUUAAGCGUUGCAGUGUAGGAGCCCCAUUAAGUUUCCUCCACAAUGAAACUAUUAUGUAAAGGCAAAAGGAUCUCAUAACCCAGUUUGUUUUGUCAGAAACCUGAGGCUAGCCAACUGCCAGAGAACACAGGCAUUCUUUAGGUUCAGUGUGGGUAACUUUGAAGGUGGUAUAUCCCCCCCCCCCGCCACUCACCCACCCACCCACCUGUGCAACAGCACCAGGUCUUGGCAUGCCAGUUGCUGAAGGCAACACCUUUCAAAGACUUUACACCAUUAAAGUACCUCUGUUUCUGUUCUCUCCCCUCCCCACUUUUAUUUUUUUACUGGAAUAAGUUAAAGCUGUCAAACUAAAGCCCUUGCAAGAUUAUCAUUGAAGUAGUUACACCAUGCUCAGCAAAAUUCCACAGAGAAUAUAUUUCCUGCCUUUAAUUUCUGCGUUGUGCUGUGGGAUAUUAAACUCCUUAUUGUGGCUGUGUUCCAAAUUAGGUUUUCAUCUCAAAAUGCUCUUUUUUAAAGGACACAAAGGAGCUAUGAAGUUCACUUUCCAGGGAGUUCUGUAGAGCAAAGAUGCUUUGACAAUGUGAUGAGCUGAAUUCCGUCUCCAUUGUUCCAUUGGCCUAUAGGGGGUUCAAUUACGGAUUUCACAGUGCUGUGGUGAAAUUCUCUUUCAUGAAAAUGUACAGAACAGUACUAUGCAUGGUUUUCUGGAAGCCUUUCCCAAACUAGUGGCCUCUGGAUAUUCUUGGGCUCCAACUCCAAUUACUCCCAGCCAGCUUGGCCAAUGGUCAGGGUCUAUGGCAGUUGUAGUCCAUUAUCACCUGAAGGGUAGAGAUAGGGCUAGGUCAAGCAUAGGCAACCUUGGCUCUCCAGAUGUUUUGGAACUGCAACUCCCAUGAUCCCUAGCUAGCAGGGCCAGUGGUCAGGGAUCAUGGGAGCUGUAGUUCCAAAACAUCUGGAGAGCCAAGGUUGCCUGUGCCUGGGCUAGAUCACUGGUAUGUUCUGUGGAGGUGAGGAUUAUUUGUUUUCUCUUGGGUUCUAUGAAGUUGUCUGGUGUACUAUCUAGAAUUCUGAGAAACUUCUGUUGUACAAAAAGACCUGUUUGACUACGUUACUCUCUAGAGAUAAGUGAUACCCUGUUUCAAGGUUCUGAUGAAUGGGUGUGUAGUUCUCUUCUGUUAACUUGGGAGUGUUCUUUGACAAAGAUACAGGGUAUUAUUUAUUAUGUAUCCAUUUGUGUGUUUGUCUGCAUACACAUGCAUUAGAUCUAAUAGAUAAGUAAAGCUCUUGAGUCCUAGAACAGUUGUAAGUCACUUUGGAUUGCCUUGGGCAAGAUAAAGCAACUGACAAAUUUUAAUACCGGUAGUAGUGGUGGUGGUGGUGGAGAACCUGUUGUCCUCCAUAUGGUUUUGAACUGCAACUGAGGUUGAUGGGAGUUGGAGACCAAUAACAGGUACCCUAUCCCUGUCUUUGAAGAAGGCCAGGCCAAUUGACAGUGCUCAUGUUUUAAAUAUUAUUCUCCACUCCAGUUCUGUCUUUGCUAACAAAUUAGAGGUGAUCAGAAUCUGCUUCUUGACAGCAAGCAAUGAGAAAAGGUUGUGUACCUCUUGAGAUCUCUGUAAGGCCUUCUAGCCACCACAAAGUAGCCUGGGAUCAGCCUAGGGACUGGGGGAACAUGCUGUAAGUUCCCAUUGGCUCCUAUGGGAGGAAGCAGGGUAUAAAAACAACAGCAGCCACAACAACAUUGUGGUGAUUAAUGCACUAGAUGAAAUUGUGACUAGCAAGUGCAUGGUUUGAUCUGCUGCCUGCUAGAGAUAGCUACUUCUAAAGCUCCAUUUCUGCCAUGAGGUCAUACGGUUUCCUUGAGCUAGCCACCUCUGAACACCUACCCUUUAUUUUGCUGUACUUGCUUCAGUGGUCUGAUAGAUAAAAGAGUUGGGUUUGAAUCUGGGAGAUCUGGUCUGAAGUUCUUUCUUCUGUCGUGGAGGCAUGCUGUUCCCUUGCACAAGGCACGAUCUCUUUGCCUCGGUUCCCUGAAACCUACCUCACUAGCUAGUGUGACUUGUGCCUAUUUGGGGCAUACCCAGGGUUCCAAAGGUGGUCGCCUUAAACUCCACCCCAACAAGCAACCCCUUGGUCAUUCAGAGGAAGCACAGUACAUGUGCAUGUGGUCCUAUCUUGGUCUGGCAAAAUGACCAGAGGAAGAGGGUGGGCAUUACACUGCCAGGCAUCUCUGCAGGGCCAUCACUCACAUUACAAUAGUAGUUCCAUGUGUAUUAUGCAGUUGUGACCAACUUUUUUGAUGAGUACGCCACCAAAUCCAAUCUAAAACUGAGAAGGUGCCGCAUCCCCAAUGAAUGCAGCUGUUUCACCUUCCUCCCACUUAUGUCUCAGUGUGGUUUUGCUUCUGGGCCUGAUGAGAUGAAGAGUGUUGGAGAAGCAAGCAUGACUGUAGAUAUGGCUUUUUGCUGUGACCUUUCCAGGAGUGCCACACUUCCUUGCUACCCAUGCCACAGGUUGGUCAGCUAAGAUGGUUAUUGGGUGACCCUGAACUUCAUGAUUUGCAACUUCAUGAACUGAUUUGCAAUCGAGAAGGAGAGCCUGCAUUAGCCAUAUGGUGGCUGUUUGCUCCUUCUGUCUCCCAAAAUAUGACCUGUGAACACACACCAAAAUUGCUGUUUUGUGUGUGUGUGUGCUUUUUUUAAGUGCAUAGAAAAUAUGCUGGUGACUAGAGCUGUGCUGUUUUUCAGGGGACCUGGUUACUUUUGGAGGAGAAAGCACUGGGGAACUGUUCUAUAAUCAGUUUGUUUUCAGAUUCAUAAAGCAGAUAUGGCAGGGAUCCCAGAACAAACAGCUUUAGAUGUGUAUCAGCCCAGAGCAAAUGUAAGUAAACUCCAGAUUCCCCCCCACCCGAAAAAAAUAUAUCUCUGUAACUUUCCUAAUCAGCUCAAACCUCAAAAAUGGUUGUUUCAAGCUGUCUGUUCUCUGCACCUUUUGCUCUAAUGGGUCAAAUUAGUUUCACACUUUAUUCCCACUUUAGCCAGGAUGAUUCUCAUCUGUCAUGAGGUUAGGUCCAGCAUCUGUGCUUAAAUUUGAGAGAGGGAAAUUGGGGGAUGAAUGUCUAUGGAGGAGAUAAACCAGAGGGAUUCGUGGAAAGAUACAAUUGUUUUUGCCAAGAAUGGUGAAAUUGUGAGUGUGGGUAUGUUGUCACAAACCACAUUGGAAGCUGCAAAGGCAGAAUGUGUAGUUGUUCCUAUUAGUUUGGGUUUCUUGAAUGCUGCUGAUGCAUUUUGGCAUCUGAAAGAUGAAAUUCCCAAAUUUGACAAAAUGUUAGCACCUGCUGUUAGGGAUCAGUCAAGCCGUGUCAAAACUAAAAGGAAUAAUAGGGCUGCAUGCCUUAGUCACCCCUUCCUCUAUGACAUAGAUAGUCUGUGUGAAUAGGUAUAGGCAAACAAUGGCUGUUCCAGGAAAUUAUGUGUUCCGGGGAGACUGCAACACUUUGUGCAACACUUGAAUAUCCACAAAUAUUUAAUACAAAACUCUAAAUAGGAAUUGGUAUAUCACAUGCACAUCAUAGAUUUAAACCACAUUUAUACCAUGUUAACACCCAUGACUUCCCUCAAAGAAUCCUGGGAACUGUCAUUUAUCCCUCACAUAGCUACAGUUCCCAGCAUCCUUAUUAUUGUUCCCAGCAUUCUUUGGGGGAAGCCAUAUACUUUAAAUGUAUGAGCUCCAGUGGAAGAUUUCUGCCCAGGCAGAGUUGGAGCCAAUUUCAUUUGAGCCCAAAAUGGUGGCAAAUAGUUAAAGCUCCCCUUCCCCCAUGUCAUGGUCCUGACCUGAUUUGAGGCCCUCCAUACUAGCUAUUGGUUACAGAAAAACAACAACUACUCAAGGGCAACUUAUGUCACAUCCUUAGAUUUUAAUCCUAAGAACUGCUUUGUAAUGUGGGAAACUGCAAAGCUUUCUUCCAGGUAAAUAUGUUUACUAUUUAGGCAUGCAAGUUAUUGAGCAGUAAUGUCCACUGUGCAGAUGGCAAUCAAGUAUAGGCAAAUUAUUUGGAAGACGGCAUUAGGAAUAGAAAAUGGGGUGUUUUUUUCCAGAUAGUGUAAUGGAACAAGCUUCCUGCACUAAGGAAAUAAACAUGCAAGACAGCAAUUUAUUUUACUCAUCCCUCGGAAGCAGAAAAAGAGGAUGCCAUGUACACAAUGCCAUCAGCCUAGCAUAUGAAUGUCGGUUUGCUAAUAUGCUACUAUUUUGACAUUAGCAUUGAACUGGCUUUUUUUAAACUGUCAAAACAAAAGGUUUUGUUUUCAGCAUAAUAUAUUCAGUAGGCGGCAUGGAGUGAAUCACAUACCGUAUUUUUCCGUGUAUAAGACUAGGUUCCCCCCCCUAAAAAUAAUUUCAAAAAUUAGGGGGCGUCUCCCUUCAUUUUCUUAAAUCUUAGUCCCCAAAAAUAGGGGGCGUCUUAUACAUGGGGGGCAUCUUAUAGAUGGAAAAAUACAGUAUGUUCAAUCACGCAAUUAGAUGCUGAAUGUCUCAUGUAAUUUUCCAAGAGCACACCUUAGAAUAUUUUAAGCACCAGUCUUCCUCUUGCUCAUUCUCUUAAACCCUCUCAACGAGAUUAGGAUCCAUACUUUUGCCAAAUGUAAUUUUGCAAAUCUGUUUUGCACAUUGUAUUAGACGCACAGCAACAUUUGAGACAACAAGUUGUCAUUUUAAUUGUGUUACUCAAAAAUGGGCUAAUCUGAUUUGCUCUUCAAGCGUAAAAUCAUUAGCUCUUUCCCGGGAGCCAACUGUACGUGACUUGGUUGAUCUAAAGCCAAGAAGCUGGUAGCACAAGAAGAUAAUUGAGACAGGUUUAACUGAUACUAUACAGUCAUUAACAGAUGAAUCCUGCCUCCCAUACAGAUCUUCUUAUUACUGACUUGACUUGGAGAGGGAUAGGGCUCAUAGUAGGACAAAAUGCAUCACCAUCACAUAUAAUCUCUUUAAAUUUUCACAGAUCUGUAUGAAUUCUCAAUUAGAAUUUGAAGUUUCAAUAUGAAAAUGUUUUAUGUCUUCCAGAUUGUAUGGCAUGUUCUGGGACCCCACAAAUUUCUGAGCCAUUAAGCCCAUUCCUCUCUGCUACAAAAGAGGCCACUUUGCCCAUCAACCUCUUUUGCUUAUAAUUUCAAGAAGUAGAGUGGAGUGCCAAGAGCCAUGGGAAGAUCAGGGGAUCUUGAUUUAGCACUCCUUCCUUGUGGAAUUAGAGGCCAUUGAAACAUUAUCGGAACUGUGUAGGAGUGAACAAGUUAGAUGAGUACUGCCCUACAAAGUUUAAAUGACACCCCCCUCUCCAAAGUGGGCUGUGACUGAACUCAUGGAUCUUUCCCAUGGAAACUCUACUCACCUGGUAAAAUUUUCUCGGUUCUGUAUCCUUGGUCUAGAGAAUAAACUGAAAGGUAUGGAGUUGUUAGUGCAACUUGCCUGGGGUCCAGUAUAGGUAUUUUUCUUCAACAUCCUUAUGGGACUUGUAGUUCAUAACACCUGAAGGGCACAAGGUUGAAGAAGCCUGGUGUAGAAGACUCUGGAAAGUCUUCCUUCCAGCAGCACCUUAGAAACCAACUAAGGUGCUGCUAGAAGGAUUUUUUUUGUUUUGCUUCGACUACGUCAGACCAACAUGGCUACCUACCUGUAUCUGGAAAGUCUUGUGUGUAGAUUUUGACUUGGAUAAUAACUCCUAAGUGCUGGUCAGUAAACAAGCCCUGUGUCAAAUAUGUACAUACACAGAUCUUAUUUGUCCCAUCCUGUCUCGCCCUAAAACAUUCUGCUAUAGUUUCCGGGACUUUUUAAAUUUUUGUUCUAAUUGACCUGUUCCCCUGGCUGUUUUCAGAAGGAGCAACUACUCUGCUUUCCCAAAUAUGUCAGAUUCCACAGGGGUCCCCUCAUUGAUUCUGUCUCCUUGCCUGCCAGGCUGAAUUCCCUGGGCCUGAGUUGGCUUCAUCUCAUAGGCCUGUUCAGGGGCCCUGUGCCAUUGAAUGAACCCUACUCAUGGCUUGAUGGAGACAGUUAAAAAUGCAAACAUAGGUUUUGCCUGGUUGCAGACAUCAACAUUCAGGCCAUAGGCUAUUAAAAUUCAUGCAAAAAGGGGGGGGGCAAAGAAGAAAAUAGAAAAUAAUAGGAAGGUCCUGUUUAUGCCUUACAAAUCCAAAUUAUAUACCUCUUUUGAAAGGGAUAGAUCUUGAUUCAUGAUGUGACUGGAAUUUUCCCUGUAUUAUCCUUACCAAAUCAGGACACCUAGCAAUGUAUGUGUUUUGUGUGGCUUUGUGAGAGAGGACGUUAUUGAAAUGCUUAAACAAUAGCAAUUGCAAUGUUCAGGCUUGUUGACUUGAUGUUAGGAUGUUGCAGAUCUGGUCCAUUUGCUAAUCAACAUUUAGAUUGGUACCUGUAUAUGGAAGUAGACUUCACCCAUAUCAAGAGAGCAUGGAAAUGACACUCAAUGGUCUAGUUUUUUGGUGUGUGUUUUUCAGUGAGUAAGAUUUGGUGUCUAUAGUUCAGUCAUCACAGUCUGAAUGCAGACACAACAUCAGUUAGUUUCAGUUAAAUCAAUUCCUUCCAAUCCAACAAAUUUUUUUGUUUUUGUGCCAAUUCAGCCUAUUUUGUGUACAUCUGAAAGUCAGCUGAGUGACAUUAGAGGUGAGUAGCCCAUUCAAUCUACCAUGUACUGGGUGAUAUCUGUGAGUUUUGUUGCUUCACAAGGAUUGCAUUGGCAGGUAGCCAACAAGUGGCUGUAUUUGUAUUCUGUAAAAUGGUCUUGCAGCACAAACAAGUUAAGCCUCUAUAGUUGGACUCAAGCUACAUUAGCCUUGUCUGCUUUAACUGCCAGCACUCUGGCUUAACUGCUAUAUGGAUCAUGGCUAUAGCGACUUCGCAAUAAAACAAGGUAAAGAACAUUCUUUGGAGCAUACCAGGGUAAAUAAAGUAGUAAAAUGUGUUGCAUCUUGAUUUUUUUAAAAAAUGAAGGUUGUUUGUAUAUAUUAAUAUGCACAUUUAAACACCAGAGGAUACAUUACAAGUCCUCUAUUCAUACUGGAUUAGUUUUGUUGAUGGUGCUGUGCACUACUGCAUUAAAGGGAUCCAGAUUCUUGAGGAUGUGGUUCUAAAGCUGUGGUUUUCAACUUUUCUACCUUUAAGGAAGCACAUCAGCUUGUGUACUGAAGGGCUCCUGGUGACCUGCCAUUGGCCUGGUUUACACUUAACAUUAAGCCAUUGUUUGUUUAGCCACCAGUUUGUUCCACAGAUGAUUAAAUAAACCAUGGCUUGAUUCUCCAAAGCUUGGUUUGUUUUCCAGCUGCUCUUGCUGUUGUAGAUUAGUGUCAGGGUUUGGGGGAGGGAGAAACCAUAGUUAAGGUAGAGUGCUUGGUUUCCAUAUUACACCAAGCCAUAGUUAAAUCAAACCAAGAUUCAUAACCCAACAACAAACCAUGGCUGUGGUUUCUGGGUAGUAAACAAACCAUAGACAGGCUUCAGGUUAUCAAAUAAACCAUGGAUUAAGAAACUAUGGUUUAAUUAACCAUGACUUAGUGUUGUAUGUGAACUAGGCCAUUAUUGCAGAUAAUUUGGGGGCAUUUUCUUGGGAACACUACUAAAUGUUGAGGCAGCCUACUCCCCAUCAACUAAGAGUGCCCCAUGGAAUACAGACAACACUCCCCUGCAACUCCAGAUUGAGAGAGCAGGCUAUAGUGGUGGGCAAUUGUCAUAAUUGUGCUAAUCAAGGAUUCCUUGCUGAAAAGAUCAGCUAUGGUAGACAAGUUUUACUGGAAAGCUUGCCCAUCACUGUAGAUGCUAUCAUUCCCUGGAACAGAGUUUGAAAACCAUUGUUUAAACUUUAAAGGGUGUUAGAACCAGACUACAGCAUGCUUGGCAUCAAGCAAAAUGAUCCAAGGACUAUGGAUUAGAAUCAAUAUUGGCUUUGGAGGUGGACACUUGUGUUGCUGACUCCUGCCCCAACUCCCAGCCAAUGGUUAAGUGCCUCAUUUACAGGGAUCUAAGGUAGAAAUCUCAAAGAGUUUAUAUUGGUGGUCUGUAUUGGUAGUUAAAUACUCCAAAUCUUAUUUUUGGACGUCUAUAAUAAGGACCCCGUAGGGUAGAGUGGGGUGCUUCAGUGAAACACAGAAGGGACCACACAAACAGCAACAAAAAUAUAAGUGUAUGUAUAUAUUUAUCUAUAGCCUAAUGUUUCUGUAUUUGAAUGGUUUUUGGAAAUGUCAACAAGUGAUUGUUCCUAUUGUGUUUACUGCUCUGAAAUUCUUUGCAUGAUUUCUGGCAUAAUAAAAUUCUUUAAUAAGAAAAUUAUCUACAUCUAUAUACAUAUAUCUAUAUAUAUUGUUAGCCUGCAAAACAUUCUUGUCAGAUCAGCCAUGUUUUGUGCAAAUUGUAUAUUUCUGUUGUAAGAGCACCAUUGGAAUUUGACUUUGAAUUAGUUGUUGGCAUUAAAAUAUGUUUUUAUGGAUAAUAAACUUGUCAUUUAGUGUGCUGGGGCUGGCGAAACACCACAGUCAUCCUUACAAUUUCACAAAGUCACUAGGGAGUGGUGAGUAAAUAGGUUAGUAUGUACGCAGUGAAAGUCUCUUUGCCAUAGCUGCCAAGUUUUCGCUUUUCUCGCGAGGAAGUCUAUUCAGCAUAAGGGAAAAUCCCUGUAAAAAAGGGAUAACUUGGCAGCUAUGCUCUUUGCACUUGGUACCGUAUGUGUGCAAAGCGAGGUAUAGCUCUCUUGGUUUAAUCAAUGCUUCUCAUCUUGUUUUCUCUCUUAGCCCAAAUCCUCAUUAAGAAGUCAAAUCAGUGCAGCAGCAUGGCCCAAUAUUAGACAAAGGAAAUUAUGAAUGUUGAUACUUCUGCUAUUAAUAAUUUCUACAGUAGCUUGAAGUGGGUGAAAUGUUUUGCCACACAGCUUAAUUUACCCUUCCAAGAACCCUGUGAAAUAGGUUAAGGUGAGAGAUAAUGACUUGCCCAAAGCUGUCCAGUGAGCUUCAUGGAGUGAGUUGGGAUUUGAAGCUGUAUCUCCUAGUACCAAAUUAAGCCUUCAGCAAUGGCAUCAGCCUUCACCAACCUUUCUGGAACGUGAGACAAUUUGUUGAUUUUGCUGUUAUAGCCAAUUAUUUCAUAUUUCUAGCCUGCUUUUCUGGCAAAACCUCUACAAUGUGAAUUACA